CAUUCUUUCUUUUCAUUCAUUCUCUCGUUUUUACCAAAAUAAUUGGCGUCUGUAGUCUAGAAGCACUUGCUAUCUCUGCUUGUUUUACAAAUCAAUUUUCAAUUCAUAUGUAAAUUCAGAAGCUGGUUUAGGUCAAGUCUUUCGAAACCCUUCAUAUUUUUGUGCUAGAUACACACAGCCUUGUUGAACUUCAGCUGUGCUGUGCUGUGCCACACUCAUAUCAUUUUCAUUUUUUCAUCGUUACCUUUGCGAGCAUUCCCUUCAUUCCUUUUGACAUACCCAUAAGGAACUCACAAGAAUAAUGCCUUCACGAGUAUCAUUAAGAAAACAAUUCCUAUGGUUUUGUUCUUUCUCUCUACCUUUAUUGGCAUCAGCUUCAACAACAGAUACACCAACAACAUGUUAUGUUGUUAAUGGACAACAUAAUGCCAAUGCAGGAUAUAGAUGUGAUAAUUCAACAACGGGUCAUAGUUCAUGUUGUCAAGCUGGUGCUAUAUGUUUUUCAAAUGGUGUUUGUCAACAAGCAAAUGGGAAUGUUCAAGAUUAUUUAAGAGUAGGAUGUACAGAUCCUACAUGGAAGGAUCCAGCUUGUUUAAAUCAAUGUACUAUUUGUAAGUCAUGUGAUGCAUAUUAUUGAGUUGGAAAUACUAACCAAUUUUUAGAUGCUAGAGGUUCAACUGCUGGUAUAAGAUUUUGUAAUGGAGCUAUCACAUCAACAACUGAAUAGUAUGUUCUGUCGAUUGACGGAUUGUGGGAUUUUCAAUACUGACCGAGAAACAGCUGUUGUGAUACGGGAGCCUAUGGAGUAGGGAGUUUUGCUUGUUGCGAGAAUGACUCAGAUAUCUUCAAUAUUUCACCCGUCGCCACAGUGCUCGCCCAAAUUCCCUUUACCUAUGCCUCAUCAUCCACAUCGUCCACAUCAUCUACCUCAUCCACCUCAUCUACGUCAUCCAUAUCUACCUCAUCACUAUCUUCCACAUCCACCUCUUCAGUUUCAACUUCAACCACCACAUUUGAUUCAAACACUGCCACAACCUCCACCUCAUCUCAAAAAUCCACUGCCCCACUCCCAUCCGCAACCUCAGCAUCCUCUAGCAACGCGGCCGCCAUCGGAGCCGGCGUCGCAAUUCCAUGUGUUAUCAUUGCUCUCGCUAUUCUAGGAUGGCUUCUCUGGAGAAGAAGACGCGCACAGAAGCAAAAGUCUGACCAAAUCCUUAAAAACAAUGAAGCGGGAUUUCCAGCACAAGGAUAUCCAGCUACAGAAGGAGCAUAUAACGGACAAGCACAAGGAGGAUAUUCUCCAAGUGAAAUUGGAACGGGAUAUGAUAGGGGAAAUUUGGGAGAAGCCGGUGGGAUCGGGAUCCCAGAUAAGAAGGGAUAUUUUGCGCCGCUACCGACUGAGAUGGAUACGGAGAGGGCGGUGCAUGAGAUGGAUGGAGGACAUUUUGGGAGAAGAUAAUGAUUUAGGAGGAGCUCCAGGUGCGAUGUGGAAAUAAUUUUAAGGUUUUUGGGUUUCGGGUGGAUAGAUUAAUUGAGGAGGAUAUUCCGUGUUUAUUCCGAUGACGGAAAAUUCGAUAUGACCCUGGAAGUGAGAGGGGGAGAUAGUGAAAAGGAGAUAUCGAAUUUCCAGUGUCGUUAUUCAUGAUCAAUAUAUGCACGCUUCGCUCCGACUUGAAACGAAACGGUCGACGAAAAAGAGAUAGGAUGGUGUUGCAAAUUGAUACGCCAAGUUUUACCUUGCAGGCGCAUCUUUUGUAUUCUUAUACACCGUAUUCCUAUUCGGUUCGAUUCUCCUUACGUUAUGAAUUGGCGAUACGAGUAGCGGUACUCUACCUUUUUGAGCGAUUUCAUGAUGGGAUAGAGUUUUAUGACUAGUCUAGUUCCUGGGGUUUAUAUUCGUGGAGAUG
Messenger RNA from Sclerotinia trifoliorum, 1907 nucleotides. The record is from the annotation of a GenBank genome assembly. NCBI's taxonomy places the organism in Eukaryota, Fungi, Ascomycota, Leotiomycetes, Helotiales, Sclerotiniaceae.